AUGCCUCUAAAAAAGAAACGCUUCAAGGUAGAAUGUCUUGUUUGUCAUGCUAUAUUUGAUUCGGACUAUCGAAAGAAACACAACGAAUUGUGCCAUAGCGCUCAUUUGAAGGCUCACAAACAUAUUGGCUUCAAAGUUGCGGGGGCACCAGAUAACCCAUUUCAGGUAGGUUUGUUCUUUAAUUAUGGACAUGCCAACACAAUACUUAAAUCAUAAGUAUAAAUAUUCAUUAAAUGACUCAACAGCUUUGGUUGGACAGCUUGUGUAGGUUAUACUGUUCGCAUUUUCAACAGUCAUUAAUUUGGUUUCUAACAGGCACAGGCUGCCAAAUCUAAAGCGAGUAGCACUGCGCAAACAAAACCCACGACUACCAAUGUGCAAACACCUGAAGAAGACGAUGUACAGGAAACUAUCCCUUCUACGUCCGCGACUGAAGACUCUGAAGAAACAGUUUUAUCCUCUACUUCUUCCGCGUAUGACUGCGUGACAACAGGAUCUGAUCAAACGACUUCGACGACUAUGUCUAUUGUGUCUGACUUAAUGGAGCUUGACGAAUCCCCAUGUGACCCCAGAUCCACGACGGCUACAAAAAAUCGUAAUGAGAAAGAACGAGAUAACUCUGAAGAUGAACGUGAAUUUUCAGACAAUUCUGAUGAUGAGUUGAUAUAA
This is a messenger RNA of Paramuricea clavata, 669 nucleotides long. The record is from the annotation of a GenBank genome assembly. NCBI's taxonomy places the organism in Eukaryota, Metazoa, Cnidaria, Anthozoa, Malacalcyonacea, Plexauridae.